GUUACAGGGGUGGGGCGUCCAGCGAGCGGUCUCCUCCUCCAGCCCGUGCUGCUGCGGCGUCCCGUGGCCUCCCAGAGUCGGGCGGGAGGGGAGAGCGGGCGUGGAUUUGCCUGGACGGUGAUUGUUGCGUUUCCCUGUCUCGGUUGCCUGCGCCCUGGGCGGCUGCUUCGGGAGCGUGCUCUUUCAGCGGCUACACACUCCCCGCCCGGGCUGCCCACGCUGCCCGGGCUGCGUGCGUGUGGAGUCGGACCCGCGCACACGCGUGUCUCUGGACAGCUACGGCGCCGAAAGAACUCACAUUCCAGAUGGCAAACUCUAUGAAUGGCAGAAACCCUGGUAGUCGAGGAGGAAACCCCCGAAAAGGCCGAAUUUUGGGUAUUAUUGAUGCUAUUCAGGAUGCUGUUGGACCCCCUAAGCAAGCUGCUGCAGAUCGCAGGACUGUGGAGAAAACUUGGAAACUCAUGGACAAAGUGGUAAGACUGUGCCAAAAUCCCAAGCUUCAGUUGAAAAAUAGCCCACCAUACAUACUUGAUAUUUUGCCUGAUACAUAUCAGCAUUUGCGACUUAUACUGAGUAAAUAUGAUGACAACCAGAAACUUGCCCAACUCAGUGAGAAUGAAUAUUUUAAAAUCUACAUUGAUAGUCUAAUGAAAAAGUCAAAACGGGCAAUAAGACUCUUUAAAGAAGGCAAGGAGAGGAUGUAUGAAGAACAAUCACAGGACAGACGAAAUCUCACAAAACUGUCCCUUAUCUUCAGUCACAUGCUGGCAGAAAUCAAAGCAAUCUUUCCCAAUGGUCAGUUCCAAGGAGAUAACUUUCGAAUCACAAAAGCUGAUGCUGCUGAAUUCUGGAGAAAGUUUUUUGGAGACAAAACUAUUGUACCAUGGAAAGUGUUCAGACAGUGCCUUCAUGAGGUCCAUCAAAUUAGCUCUGGCCUGGAAGCUAUGGCUCUGAAAUCAACAAUUGAUUUAACUUGUAAUGAUUACAUUUCAGUUUUUGAAUUUGAUAUUUUUACCAGGCUAUUUCAGCCUUGGGGCUCUAUUUUACGGAAUUGGAAUUUCUUAGCUGUGACGCAUCCAGGUUACAUGGCAUUCCUCACAUAUGAUGAAGUGAAAGCACGACUACAGAAAUACAGCACCAAACCUGGAAGCUACAUUUUCCGGUUAAGCUGCACUCGACUGGGACAGUGGGCUAUUGGCUACGUAACCGGGGAUGGCAAUAUCUUACAGACCAUACCUCAUAACAAGCCCUUAUUUCAAGCCCUGAUUGAUGGCAGCAGGGAAGGAUUUUAUCUUUAUCCUGAUGGGAGAAGUUAUAAUCCUGAUUUAACUGGAUUGUGUGAACCUACACCUCAUGAUCAUAUAAAAGUUACACAGGAACAAUAUGAAUUAUAUUGUGAAAUGGGCUCCACUUUUCAGCUCUGUAAAAUUUGUGCAGAGAAUGACAAAGAUGUCAAGAUUGAACCUUGUGGGCAUUUGAUGUGCACCUCUUGUCUUACAGCAUGGCAGGAGUCAGAUGGCCAGGGCUGCCCCUUCUGUCGUUGUGAAAUAAAAGGAACUGAGCCCAUAAUCGUGGACCCUUUUGAUCCAAGAGAUGAAGGCUCCAGGUGCUGCAGCAUCAUCGACCCCUUUGGCAUGCCGAUGCUCGACUUGGAUGAUGAUGAUGAUCGAGAAGAGUCCUUGAUGAUGAAUCGGUUGGCGAAUGUACGAAAGUGCACUGACAGGCAGAACUCACCUGUCACAUCACCAGGAUCCUCUCCUCUUGCCCAGAGAAGAAAGCCACAGCCUGACCCUCUCCAGAUCCCACAUCUAAGCCUGCCACCAGUGCCUCCUCGCUUGGACCUAAUUCAGAAAGGCAUAGUUCGGUCUCCCUGUGGCAGCCCGACUGGUUCACCAAAAUCUUCGCCUUGCAUGGUGAGAAAACAAGAUAAACCACUCCCAGCGCCACCUCCUCCCUUAAGAGAUCCUCCUCCUCCUCCCCCUGAAAGACCUCCUCCAAUCCCACCAGACAAUAGACUGAGUCGACACUUCCAUCAUGUGGAAAGUGUGCCUUCCAGAGACCAACCAAUGCCUCUUGAAGCCUGGUGCCCUCGGGACGUGUUUGGGGCUAAUCAGUUGGUGGGGUGUCGCCUUGUGGGGGAUGGUUCUCCAAAGCCUGGAGUCACAGCGAGUUCCAAUGUAAACGGAAGGCACAGUAGAAUGGGCUCUGAACCAGUACUUAUGCGGAAACACAGACGCCAUGAUUUGCCUUUAGAAGGAGCCAAGGUCUUUUCCAACGGUCACCUUGGAAGUGAAGAAUACGACGUUCCUCCCCGGCUUUCUCCUCCUCCCCCAGUCACCACCCUUCUCCCUAGCAUCAAGUGUACUGGUCCGUUAGCAAAUUCUAUUGCAGAGAAAGCAAGAGACCCAGUAGAGGAAGACGAUGAUGAAUACAAGAUUCCUUCAUCCCAUCCUAUUUCCCUGAAUUCUCAACCAUCUCAUUGUCAUAACGUAAAACCUCCUGUUCGGUCCUGUGAUAAUGGCCACUGUAUAUUGAAUGGAAUACAUGGUACAUCUUCAGAGAUGAAGAAAGCCAACAUCUCUGAGUUAGGCAUAUAUUUGAAGGGAGAUGUUUUUGAUUCAGCCUCUGAUGCAGUGCCAUUGCCACCUGCCAGGCCUCCAACUCGGGACAAUCCAAAGCAUGGUUCUUCACUCAACAGGACGCCCUCUGAUUAUGAUCUUCUCAUCCCUCCAUUAGGUGAAGAUGCUUUUGAUGCCCUCCCCCCAUCCCUCCCACCUCCUCCACCUCCUGCAAGGCACAGUCUCAUCGAACAUUCCAAACCAGCUGGCUCUGGUAGCCGACCAUCCUCAGGACAGGACCUUUUUCUUCUUCCUUCAGAUCCUUUUUUUGAUCCAGCAAGUGGCCAGGUUCCUCUGCCUCCUGCUAGGAGAUUACCAGGUGAAAAUGUCAAAUCCAGCAGAACAUCGCAGGACUAUGAUCAGCUUCCUUCAUCUUCAGAUGGUUCACAAGCACCAGCCAGACCCCCCAAACCACGACCCCGCAGGACUGCACCAGAAAUUCACCACAGAAAAUCCCAUGGGCCUGAAGCAGCAUUGGAAAAUGUUGAUGCAAAAAUUGCAAAACUCAUGGGAGAGGGUUAUGCCUUUGAAGAGGUGAAGAGAGCCUUAGAGAUAGCCCAGAAUAAUGUCGAAGUGGCCCGGAGCAUCCUCCGAGAAUUUGCCUUUCCUCCUCCAGUCUCCCCACGCCUGAAUCUAUAGCAGCCAGAACUGUCAGCGUCAAAGUGGAAAGCAGUCGACACAUAUUCCAGGAGCGUGGGAAUGAGAGAACUAGAUGGAAUUCAAGAGAGAAGCCGUCUCCUGUUCAGGCAUUGGAUUUGGAGGCUCAGGAGUGCAGCUUCUCAGGAGGCCGCCGCUUGCUCAGGAUGUCGACGGCCGUGGCUUCCUUGUUUUUGCUAGCCAUACUUUUUAAUCAGGGUUGAACUGACAAAAAUAAUUUAAAGACGUUUACUUCCCUUGAACUUUGAAUCUGUGAAAUGCUUUUCCUUGUUUACAAGUUGGCGAAGUUGCAGUUUGUUUUUGUUUGUAGAUUAGUUGAGUUUUGUUUUUUGAUACCUGUACUGUGUUCUUGACGGACCCUUCCUAGUGUGGUCAGGUCUGCUGUAACAUUGCCCACCAACUCUCUUGCUGUCCACAUCAACAGCUGAAUCACUUGCUCGUUUGAGCACUGCCAUCCACCCCUCACCCAGGUUCAGUGCCAUUUCUCCCAUUUACAUUUAAAGGUUCUGAUUUUCAGCUUCCCAGGCUAACACAGAGGGAAAAAAAAGUAUGUGUUCUUCACUACUGAGUUUCUUGUUUGGAAACCAUUGCUAUUGAGAGAUAGAGAAAACCUGAAUGUAUGAUGCAUUUAGUCAAACUGCCUUUUAUAAGGGGUUUUCACA
Molecule: messenger RNA, 3937 nt
Organism: Carlito syrichta (Philippine tarsier)
Lineage: Eukaryota; Metazoa; Chordata; Mammalia; Primates; Tarsiidae
Gene: CBLB
Product: Cbl proto-oncogene B
Exons: 19
Coding region: 306-3257 (983 amino acids)
Biological process (GO): cell surface receptor signaling pathway; negative regulation of epidermal growth factor-activated receptor activity
Cellular component (GO): plasma membrane; membrane raft
Molecular function (GO): ubiquitin protein ligase activity; SH3 domain binding; phosphotyrosine residue binding
Source: RefSeq, a predicted model, not a curated record